AUGUCUGAUAUACUGUGUCGGUGGCUGAACUCUGAACUCCGGUUAACUAAAACCGUCGAGCCGCUUUCUUUGGCCAAAGAUUUCUCUAACGGUUAUCUGCUGGGUGAAGUCCUGUACAAACACCAGCUCCAGGAGGAUUUUCACCAGUUCUCCAGACACAGCACACCUAAUGCCAAGCUGAACAACUUCACACGUCUAGAGCCCACGAUGCAGCUCCUGGGUGUGCCCUUUGAUCUGAGCAUGGCCAAAGCAGUAAUGCAGGGCCAGCAGGGUGCGGCCACACGUCUGCUCUAUCAACUCUACAUCCUGCUACAGAAGAAGACACGUCUUGGGCUGACAGCCACCAUGCUGGAGACCAUGCAGCCUGCAGGCGUGGCUAAAUUGCAUCGUUUGGAGAAGCACAUCUACACACAGCGUUUGAGGAUGAUGGUGAAGCGUGAGGCAGAUGUAAAGAUGCAGAAGAUCGCACAGCGUUUCGAUAAGAGAGGCCGUGAUGCAUACAGCCGCUCAGUGAUGGCCGAACUGGAGCGAGAGGAAAGAAGGCGUCAAAUGCAGGAACAGAUCAGACUCCAGGACAUCCAGAAGCACCGACAGGCCCGUAGGAAGCAGCAGGAGAUAAUGGACCGCAUUCAGAGAGCUACAGUGCAGAUUCCCAAACCCCCAGUGAGCCGUUCAGACCGAGCAACGGGCAAACACAGACAACACCAUCAACCAGAUGCUCAGAACAUUUAUUAUCAGAUCAGUGAGUUUGAGAAGAACAGGAUGAGACCGUCUCCUGCAUCAUGUCCAGCCUCUGUCAGCUUGCAGGUGAACGAGGAGCAGAUGGAGGAAUGGAACAACGCAUACGUUCAGAAGAUCAGGAAGCGUUUGGAGGAGAAUGCUUUAGCACGGGAAGAAAGAGAGAAACGCCGCCGCAGAGUGCUAAUCCAUCAGCUACACACACACCAGACACAUGAGGAGAUGUUACGGGAGGAGCAGCUGAUUGGGAGGCUUAUGCGCCAGUCACAGGAGGAAAAGAGAAUUGCGGCGCAGCUGAUGCAGAUCAGACAGCAGAAGGAGGUUCUAAGGCAAAACCGUAUCCUGAGAGAGAAAGAGAUCCACAAACAGAGACUCAGAGACUUUCAGCAGGCCCUGGAGCGAGAGGCAGCUCUGCUGCAGCAGGACAAAAUCAAUCGUGAGGUAGAGUUGUGUAAAGAGCGGGAACUUCAUAAGCGUCUGAUUGCUGAGCGUGCUCAGUCUAAACACAGAAAACACCUCAACACCUGUAGGGAGAUUCUGGAACAGAUUGUGGAUCUGGCAACCAAAGCUGGAGAAUACCGCCUGCUCACUUCUAAUCUGAUUCCUGUAAAACUUAUGAGGGAGUGGAAGGAGUUGUGGUUGUGUGGGAAGCCGUUGUAUGAGAAGGAGUCAAGCCAAGAACAGGAAAUAGAGCUGGAGAAACUUCAAAUCCUCAACAAGCAGGACUACACUGACUACACGAGUAUGACAGGGGAGUGGACAUGGCCUGAAGAAGUUGAGAGUAGAGCGCCACCCUCCAAUAAUGACAUCCUGGGUCACAUUGUGAGUCAUUUGCGUAACUUGGCUAAUCCACCACUACCGACUGCUCCACCACCUGUGUUCCCUAACUGCACACUCCGAGCCUGUGUUCUGGGAAAAGUCUGCUCUGGAAAGACCACCUGCCUUAACCAGAUCAGCCAGGCUCAUGGUAUUCAUGUACUGUCGGUUGAUGCACUGAUCCAGGAAGCGCUGAACGCUCAUCGCAGUGGAGACCCUGAGAUCGAGGUGAAUACAGGAAGCAGUGACUCUCCUCAACAGGAAGCAGUGCAUAGUGAGGAGUCGGAACCACCACCUUCUCCACACACAGAGCCGGGAACUCACAGCCUGGAACACUGCACAGAGUCUUUGCUCACUCAGCACGGUGCAGCUGUGGAAGAAGCUCUUAAAGCAGGCAAAGGUGUUCCUGAUUGCCUGCUCAUCGACAUCAUCACGGAUGCAAUCAGGAAGGUUCCCUCAGGUCAGGGUUGGGUUCUGGACGGGUUUCCUGUGGCACUCUCUCAGGCUCACCUGUUGGAGAAGGCUCUGGGUGGAGCUGACAUGGAUCAGGUCCACACAGAGGCACAAGAUAAGAGUCAUGAGCUAGCUGUAGACAGGAACGCCCCUCAGGCUCCACCCCCAACCUCACCUGUGCUGAAUUUGGCUCUGUUGCUGGAGGUGUCAGAUGAGCAGGUGCUGGAACGAUACCAACACAUAAAGGAGCUGGAGAUAAACCCUGAGCAUAUAUGGAAGAGGCAGGAGCAGACACAGGUCCAGCACAGGAUUCUGGGUUUUCAGGACGCUUGGCCUGGGCUGGAGGAAUGGUAUGGAGUAGAACAAAAGAUCUUGGUAAAGGUGAAUGGGGAUGUGGAUGAAGAGACUCUGUACAGAACUGUGGAAACUGUGCUGUUACACGUGAUGGACACUGCAGAAAAAGAGUCACAGACUCAGUUACACACAGAAACAGACGACCCAUCAGAGAAUACAGACAUCCAGAAAGCGGAAUCAGACCACUGCGAUGAUUCCAGGAGGCUGUCACCUUCUUCCUUGCCAAUUGCUGAAGCCCCACCUUCUGAGCCUGGCUCCAGCUCCUGGGUUUAUGUGGAUAAUCAGUUAUCCAAGGAAAUGGCAGAGUACCUGCUUUCACAGUGGGAGAACAUAUGCUGUUCAUACGUCUCCAACAUUAAAGCUGUGCUGCAGAAUCUUCGCAAGGAGCGGGACCUCAUUAUACAUCACAUCUACAACAUCAGAGAGGAAUAUAAACAGUACCUGAUGAGACCAGAUCUGAAGCAGGAGUUUGUGUGUGCGUGGCAGCAUGAAUAUAACAGUGUGUCAGAGGACAUAAGACACGAAGUAGAGACCAAAUCAGAACUGCACCAGAGACUGGAGGAUCUGCGUGAGCGUCUGUGGGAUAUCUGUGAUAAAAGGAGAGAGGAGGCGAUGCAGGAGAAAGCAGCACUUACAGAAGACGGAUGGCUUGAGAAUCAUACUUCUGUUCUUAUUAACCACUACUGUACUCUCAUACAGGUGGAAGUGGACAGGUUUCAGUACACUCUGCAUUUGUUGAGGGAUUAUUACUCCGGUUUGUACAAGGUCCCUGUACAUGAAGCAGCACCUGAAUUCACCUCUGUCACGCUACUUGAUAUCACCAACGAGAUCAGCAGCCAGCUUGAGAACACAAAAAGUUCUGAAGGUUCAGCACCAUCUGAGAAAUUAACAAAGAGUGCUGGAAAAAAAGACACUGAGACUGAGGAUAAGAAGAAACCUAGAGUGCCUUCCUCAACUGACUCCAAACAAAAAGAGUAUGUUCACCCUGGUGAGAAUCUGCUGCAGGAUUUCCAUCAAUCUGCUGUCACUGCUGUCACACAAACGGUAAAAGCAGAGAUGCAGCAGUUGGAGCAGGAGGAGAAUGAAGUGUUGCAGCAGCAGAUGAAGACAGAGCCAGCACACACAGAGCCACAGACUGUAGUCCCCACAACACAGUCUGUUAAAGACAAGAAGAAAGGAGCCAAGAAGAAAGGUCCCCCCUCCCCCACCCACGAACCGCCCGUCCUGCCCCCCCCAGUGGAGGAGGAUGCUGGGGAAGUGCAAAACAGGCCAGUGAGAAACAGAAUGAAACUGGAGUACAGAGCUGCAUUAAAACAUGAGGAGAGCUCUGUUUGUGAGCGCUUGGAGCGGGUAAAGCUACAGUGUGUUGAGACGUUGCAAAUUCUCCAGACCCGAACAGAAGAGGCUCACAGAGAGAUGGAGGAGUGGUGUGGGGCUCACUUCCUGUCUGAGGUUAACAGCAUUGAUCAGCUGGCAGUCAUCAUUCGUCACCACAUUGAGAGCGGGUCACGGAUCACACACGAGCUCACAUUAGCAUGUAAUAACUUAUUUAUUGAUGGAGACACGCGUGUGGUGGUGACUCCACCACCUUCGCCACACCCACUCCCUACUGAUGUGACCAAUCAGGACUCUCUCUGUCUUACUGUGCAGCAGCUGUAUGGCCUGCAUUCUAAUCUGCUCAACAUCGCCCCUACAGGUCUGGUGUCCUGUGACAUUUUACAUGAGGUUCUGACUCUCUGUGUCGGCUCAGAUGUUCUGUCUAAAGCCUGGAUGCAACUCAUAGACUCACAGGACUGUGGGAUGGUGGACUGGCGUCAGUUCCUGUUGAGUGCUGCUCGUCCAUGGCCACUGCCUUCACAGACACAACUAAUAAAUACUCUCACACGCUUCAAAGAGAUUGACACAGCAGGGGGUGGAGUCAUUACACUACAGCAGUACCUACAGGUGGAGCUGUGGUUUCCCACUCAGACAGAACCUCCUGUUCCUGAUGAUCGGACUGAUCCUCAACCCUACGACAGGUUAACCAACCUCAGAAAGUUCUUCUUCACACUAUUCUCAGACUCCACCCUCUCUCCACCUGUGUGUGACUACAUGAAAAUGCUGCUUUAUUUCUGCUCUCAUCCUGAUCCAACACGUGGCUUUACCAGAGCCCUGAGUCUAGUGACACAGCACAGACUGCCCUACACACCCAUAAACACCACUGGCCUGCUGCGGUCCUAUGUGUGUGAUGAUGAAGAGGAGGAGGUGUUUGAGGGCGAUGAAGGUGAUGUGUCAGUGGAGGAUGUACUCAGAGUUGUGAAACACGGAGAUGCUCGGAUCUCAUCACAACAGCACACCAAUGCUCAGAACACAGAGGAGCUGCAGCAGGAUUUGGAGGAUAUAUUUCAAAGUCUCGGCUUCAAGCCAGAAGACAAGAUCCCAUUUCGUUUGCUAGCGCAGCAGUCUGUUCUUCAAGAGUUGAUGGACUCAUCGCAGUACCUGUUGGCAGACUUUUCCAGAAUUUUGGAGAUCCAGCAGAGUUCUUCAGUGGAACAUCCAGCAAAUGAAAUAACAUCUAACACAUCACCAGGAGCUGAGUAACUGUGGAGCAAAGUACAGAAAAUGAUUCCACUCUUUUAAAUUCAGUAGUUUUGAGAGUUAUUCAUUAUUAGCAUGAAAGAUAUUAGUUAUUAGUAUCUUAUAUUAGUUAUCUUGCUAAUAUGCAUUAAAUUGACACAGUGCAGAGAAUCUUCAUUUCCUCUUAUACUGUACUCUUUUUUUUAAAGUUUUUAUGUGAUGUAACAGCAGCCGAGCCUCCUUCUACAUCGAGUUCUCCAGCACCACAUUAUUUCUGGCUCUGUGUAGAUUUAAAGCACUGACUUUAGCUACAAAGCAAAACCACAGCCCACAUCCCUAAAAGAAGUUCCCAACAUGCACAUUGACGGCUUCUACUCUGAACUGUGUUCAUCACCUAGUGCUCAACCGGUCAUUUCCUGCUUCACUAACUCAUCUCUAACAGGGUUCUAGAGCACUUUUGUGAUUAGACUCUGAGUGAAUUAGCAUUAGGUUAAGUUUUUGAAAACCAUGAAGUGCUUCUGCUGAUGCAGUAAAUGUAAUUUACACACUUGCUAGAAUCAUACUGCUUUGCAUUAAUAAAUAGUUUAUCGACUUUCUGGA
This is a messenger RNA of Tachysurus vachellii, 5517 nucleotides long. It is a transcript of the gene spef2, whose product is annotated as sperm flagellar 2. The coding region runs from base 1 to 4941 and encodes 1646 amino acids. Gene Ontology annotation, biological process: sperm axoneme assembly. The record is from RefSeq and is a predicted model, not a curated record. Gene Ontology annotation, cellular component: sperm midpiece; manchette. Gene Ontology annotation, molecular function: protein binding. The transcript is spliced from 37 exons. Lineage: Eukaryota; Metazoa; Chordata; Actinopteri; Siluriformes; Bagridae.